AUGUUGAUUGCAUGGCUGGUCUUUCUAUUCGUGGAAGACUCGCUGGCCUCUAACUCGACAGCUCUGGUUAGUUGGCAGCAGGAAGGGAAUGGCCGCUCUGCAUGGGACAUCCUAUGGCCAUGCCUGACAACUAUCUUUGCUUGCACAUGGACCAUCCUCCACUUCGAUGUUUGGCCCCGAAAUGCCUGUUACAGAUGGGUUUGGCUCUUAUCAUUACGGGCAGGCAUUAUUGCCAUCUUAGCGCCCGAGAUGGUCUUCUGGUUCGCAGCUGCGCAGCGCGACUAUGUCAAAAGACUUAGGAAAGUGUGCAACGCUGCUCAAAAAGAAAGAGACAACGAGGUGGCGGAGCCCAAAGUAUGGCUUUCGGAGCACACUAGGCCCCUGGGACAAGCACAUAAUCUACACCAUAUCGAUUUGGUUCCAGUCAAAACGGAGUGGUCCCUUCCCCAAUGCUUUUGCAUUGUUUCAGGUGGGCUGGCUAUCCAAACGCAGGAUGAAUGGAUUUACACUGUACGAUUUACGGAGAUGAAAGCAUUCAUCCAAGCCGGCAUCCUCCAUUGCUCUGACUUCCGGGACCAGGAUAUCGAGGACCGGGCGAAAGUGGAUCCCUUCGCUAAAGGAUUCGCUAUUCUCCAGAGCACUUGGUUUCUAUGCAAUAUCAUUGCAAGAUGGGCGUCCCAUCUCCCAGUCUCCCCGAUCGAACUGUCGACCGUCGCCUACGUUGUCUGCGGUGUCUUGAUCUAUGCCGUGUAUUGGCAUAAGCCCAAAAAUAUGAGCACGUCAAUCAAGAUCCAUCUUCACUAUACCCGAGCUACUCUACCGGCUGAGAUACACGGUUUGACCGAGUCAAACCCCGAGGGAUGGGUUCAUCUCCGGGCACGCAUCAAGAAUGAGGGCUGGCUCUCGCUUACAUGGAGGAUCAUCAAAUCGCCUUUGCUUCGAAUAGAAGACCCGGCGGGUAUGAUAGCGAAAGCGGAGGAGGAGCAGAAUUUUCUCGAGAGGGCACCGUCGGAGGACAUACUGUUCGCUGUGAUGACUACUUUUGUCGCCAGCCUUUUCUGCGCUAUCCACGUUGCUGCGUGGAAAUAUGAUUUCCCGUCCUAUGCCGAACGAAUAUCGUGGCGUGUCUUCUCACUAUCUUCGGUUGCUAUGGUAAAUAUUUUUAGCGCUUCGAAUAGCAUGUUCUAUUACGCCAAAUAUCUGGAGUCAUACGGUCUGCUGCCUCCAUUUAUGAGGGUCUCCACGCGCCCGGAUGGCAUCGCCUUUCGAAUCUGCCUGGUGGCGAGCUCUCAUGUGUAUGUUAUUGUCCGUCUAGGGAUGACGGCUCUUGUCUUUUCGUCAUUAAGGGCCCUUCCUAUGGGCUCUUAUACAAGUAUUAAGUGGGUGACAACCAUACCACAUUUCUCAUGA
Molecule: messenger RNA, 1410 nt
Organism: Penicillium egyptiacum
Lineage: Eukaryota; Fungi; Ascomycota; Eurotiomycetes; Eurotiales; Aspergillaceae
Source: the annotation of a GenBank genome assembly